Rubroshorea leprosula is the source of this 3599-nucleotide messenger RNA. Lineage: Eukaryota; Viridiplantae; Streptophyta; Magnoliopsida; Malvales; Dipterocarpaceae. The record is from the annotation of a GenBank genome assembly.
AUUCUCUUGCAAAAAUAAAAAAAUUUAAAACCAAAAAAAACACUCACUCUAUUUUCCCUUAAAAAAACAACCCUAACCUUCUUUCUAGAAUCCCUCUGUUUUUCUCGCUGAAUCUAUUUCUUGGUCUUCGAUUUGUGUUUUUCCUGUAAAUUUCUAGGGUUUCAAUGGUGUGAAAUUGAGAAGAAAAAGUGAGCUUGUUAAGGAUCUAGAGAGAAUCUGUUUAGUGUUUUUUAUUUUUUAUUUUUGAAUAGAGUAACCAUGGCCUCUGAUAAGGAGCUCGCAGAACAGUUAAUGGAAGCAGGGAACGCACUCAUGGACCCUCCUUCUUCGGUCGAUGAGCUUCUUCCUCUUCUGGAUCAAGUAGAGAAUUGUCUUUCAAGAGUGGAACAAUCACCAAGUCCGUCCAUGCAAAAAGCUAUCUCUCCAUCAUUGAAAGCAUUGGUUACAGAGCAACUUUUUAGGCAUUCAGAUGCUGAUGUCAAAGUUGCAGUGGCAGCCUGCAUUAGUGAGAUAACAAGAAUAACUGCCCCAGAAGCUCCGUUUGAUGAUGACAAAAUGAGGGAGGUCUUUCAAUUGAUUGUAUCUUCAUUUGAGAAUUUGUUUGACAAGUCCAGUCGCUCAUAUGCUAAGAGAACCUCAAUUCUUGAAACUGUUGCAAAGGUCAGGUCUUGUGUGGUGAUGCUGGAUCUUGAAUGUGAUGCACUGAUUAUUGAAAUGUUCCAGCAUUUUCUAAAGUCAAUAAGAGAUAAUCACCCAGAGAAUGUUUUUUCAUCCAUGGAGACAAUUAUGACUCUUGUUCUAGAAGAAAGCGAAGACAUCUCUACAGAGCUACUCUCCCCAUUAUUAGCUAGUCUCAAAAAGGAUGAUGAGAAAGUUUUGCCCGUUGCUCAAAAAUUGGCAGAGAAAGUGCUUGAGAGCUGCUCUACAAAGCUUAAACCUUAUCUGACAGAAGCAGUGAAAAAGUUAAACAUUUCGUUCGAUGAUUAUAGUAAAGUAGUUUUUUCUAUAUGCCAAGAAUCUUCUGAUGCUGUUGAGCAGAAUGAUUCUGUUGGGCAGAAUGAUGCUGUUGGGCAGAAUGAUGCAACUGCAAAUGAACCAAUGGCUGAUGAUGGGAAGCCAGCAGUGGAAGCUUUGGAUGAGAAACUGCAGGAGGAUGAAGAGAUUCCUCUGGAAGUGGUUUCUGCUGAGGUUGAUCUUACAAAAGAAAAAUCUCCAAAGUCAGUUGUUAGCAAUGGGAUCCCUCAACCCAACAAAGAGGAGACUUCAAAUUCCUUAGAGAAGCAAGAUGAAGGACAGCCUGCUGAUCAGCCCAAACAUACUGAUACAUCAAGCACUGCUGAACCUGAUAAUUUGGCUAUUGAGAAGGCCAAUACAGAAUCAAAGGCAGAACAAAGUACCAAAAACAGAGGGAAGACUUCAAAUUCUUCAAAAUUGACGGAACCUGCUGAUGGUUCAUGUGAUGAGAAGGAAACUGAGGUUAUUCCAGAGCAUGAUGGUGAAGACAAGGAUGCUCCUGGUGCAACUUCUGAUCAUAAAAGUGAUGGUGAGGAUGCUCCCAGUGCUGCUUCAGAGCAUAAAGGUGAUGGCGAGGAUGCUCCUGGUGCAGCUUCAGAGCAUAAAAAUGAUGGCGAGGAUGCUCCUGGUGUGGUUCCUGUGGAACAACCUGUUGAUGCUGCUAUAUCCUCAGAAAAUAAAGAAGAGAUGCUGAUUCAGCCCUCUUCCUCUAAGGCAACUGAUGGUGAAUCUGCAGAUGUUUCUCCCACAGCAAGUGGGAAUCUGCCUGAUGAGAGCCUUCCAAAAAGAAUGGGAAGGCCCAAAAAGAAACUGAGCCUUGUUAAGGACAUAACACCUGCUGAUGAUGCUUCAAAAAAGACAUCAGAAGGAACUAGUGAUUCAGAAGCAAAGCCAAAUAGACGUUCUGGGAAGAAGAUUGCUGCUGGGAAAUCUAAUGAGGAUAAAACUCCAACUGUGACAGAUGAAACUGGGAAAGAAAUUAGCACUGCUAGUGACUCAGAGGGAAAAGCAGGGAAGCAAGCAGCAAAGAAAGCAGAUGCCAACAGUAAUAAUGUUGAUGGAUCCUCUUCAAAGCAACAGGAGGAUAAGAAAAAGCGAUCUCGAGGGAAAGUUAUUUCAGAGAAGGAUGAAACAAAAACUUCAACUAAGAAUGAUGAGAAGGAAAAGGUUGCUUCUCCAAAGUCAGCAAAGCCAAGUAAAGAUGAACCUCGUGAAGAGACCCCUAAGACCAACACAAAGAGAAAGUUGACUCCUGGAAAAGAUAAAGCCUCUGGUUCUAUAGAAUCUGGUGAGAAUCUGGUUGGUUCCAAGGUCAAAGUCUGGUGGCCACAAGAUAAAACGUUUUAUGCAGGUGUUAUUGAUUCAUUUGAUCCUAUUAGGAAAAAGCACAAGGUAUUGUAUGAUGAUGGCGAUGAAGAAAAUUUGACUCUUAAGAGGGAAAGGUGGGAGUUCAUUGGAGUUGAUUCUGAAUCAGAUGAGAAAGGAGAAGCUGGCCAAGCAAGUCCUGAUUCUGCAUCUGAAAUGCCCCCAAAGAAGAAAGCAAAAACAACUAAACAGUCAACUAAGCAUUCUAAGAUGGAUAUUUCUCCCAAAAUGGGUGGAGGUUCAUCCAGCAAAUCCAAGGGUGCUGCCAAGUCAAAGGAAGAUGGGAAAGAUGAUAGCAAAUCAAAAGAUGGCUCCAAGGCUGUUAAUAAGUCAGAAGAUGACAGUGCCAGCAGAAGUAAGGAUCACAAGGCAGCUGGCAAAUCAAAGAAUGAAGACAGUGAUACUCCCAAGUCUAGCAAAUCUAAGGAGGACAGCCUUAGCACUCCAAAGUCUUCUUCCAAGUUGAAGCAAGAUGCCUCAAAGGUUUCAAAGUCCAAGCAGGAAACUCCCAAGCCUUCUUCCACUGCUAAGGGUAAGCCCCCUAAAAGUGGUGGCAAAUCUAAUCCUAAUGGAACUGGCAAGUCAAAAUCUGGUUCAUCUAAGGUGAAGGAGAACUCAACGGAUUCAACUAAAGGACAGGAAAGUGUCAAAGGUAAGUCAGCAAGUUCAUCCAAGGCACAGGCAAGUGAGUCAAAAAGUGGAAAAAAGAGACGGAGAUGAGCAAAAAGGCAGAUAGUUAGGAUGGUUCUCAUUGCAAUGGGAGUAGGGGUCGGUUUUGUACUGAGCAUAACAUCUUCGAAUGUUAUUAUUUCUUGCAGCUUUCUUAGAUGUUCAGUUUCUGCAUCCACAGCUUGCCAUACUUUUGGUAUUCCUGGUCAUCUUCAACAAUACUUGGGUGGUAGCUGUCAUAUAUUUAUGUAUUCACAAUUAGCGUAGUCCACAGUGGCUGUAGGGUUCAAGGUUUUCUCUGAUUUAUCCCCUAAUAGUCUAGACUAGAUGGCGCCAUGGUAGAGAACAUUUACAGCAGCCGUUUUGCUUGUCCUUUUGAAAAGGAAAUUUCCUCAAUGGAUAAUGUAGUAGAUUGACAAGUUGUCACAGCGGAGGUGGUUCGACUGUUUCUGCUCUUAGCAUCAUUUUACCGAUUGCAUAAUGUGUAUAAACUAAGCAUGCCGUAGAGAUUGUUUUGGUUUGCGGUUGAAUGGUGAAUGCGAAAGGUCUCG